GGCGGCGGAGGCGGCGGGCGCGCGGCGCGGGGCCUGCCCGGCGGGGACGCACCUGGAGCGGCGCGUGCGGCCGAGCGGCCGGGUCCCCGCGGGCCGCGCACCAUGGACAGCUUCGACCUGGCGCUGCUGCAGGAGUGGGACCUGGAGUCGCUGUGGGGUGAAGACAUCUUAAACCAGAGGAAUGACUCUCUCCUUGUGGAAUUUCAGUCAUCAGCCAGCAGAUGCAGGAGUGUCUAUGAGCCAGAUAGAAAUGUGUUACGAAGGAAAGAACGAGAAAGAAGAAAUCAGGAAACUCAACAGGAUGAUGGCACCUUCAAUUCAAGUUAUUCUCUCUUCAGUGAACCCUACAAGACUAACAAAGGGGAUGAACUCUCCAAUCGGAUCCAGAACACGUUAGGCAAUUACGAUGAAAUGAAGGACUUUUUAACUGAUCGGUCUAAUCAGAGUCAUCUUGUUGGUGUUCCUAAACCUGGCAUUCCUCAGACUCCUGUGAACAAAAUCGAUGAACAUUUUGCUGCAGAUUCAAGAGCCCCACCCCCACCCCCAUCAGUUUGUAGCACCGCAUCUUCCACACCAGCAGCUGUCCCCGUGCCACAGAGUAAAAGGGGCACCAUGGGCUGGCAGAAGACUGGGCACCCACCUUCUGAUGGCCAACAGAGAGCAACGCAACAGGGUUCUCUCAGGACCUUGCUUGGAGAUGGUGUUGGCAGACAGCAGCCGCGGGCCAAACAAGUGUGCAAUGUAGAGGUGGGUCUGCAGACCCAGGAAAGGCCACCUGCCAUGGCAGCCAAGCACAGAGGCGGAGGACACUGUGUCCAAACCUUUCCUCCAUCCCUGGCUUCGAAACCCAGCCUGGUCCAACAGAAACCGACUGCGUAUGUGCGGCCCAUGGACGGCCAAGACCAGGCUCCUGAUGCGUCUCCAAAGCUUAAGUCACCCUCGGAAACCAGCAUGCACUGCACUCCGUACAGGGGCCUUCCAGCCGCCAAGCAGGAGUCUGCCAGAGCCAAGGCCAGGCUGGCCAAGUUCAGCAUCCCCAAACAAGGCGAGGAGAGCAGAUCUGGAGAAGCCAACAGCUGUGUAGAAGAAAUAAUUCGGGAGAUGACCUGGCUUCCACCCCUUUCAGCUAUUCAAGCACCCAGCAAAGUGGAAGCAACCAAAUUUCCCUUCCCAAAUAAGGAUUCUCAGCUUGUUUCCUCUGGACACAAUAAUCCAAAGAAAGGUGACGCUGAGCCUGCCAGUCCAGACAAUGGGACGUCAAAUACAUCAAUGCUAGAAGAUGACCUUAAACUCAGCAGUGAUGAAGAGGAGAAUGAGCAGCAGGCGGCCCAGAGAACUGCACUCCAGGCUCUGUCCGACAGCGCCGUGGGCCCGCCGGCAGCGUGUCAAGCCUCUGUGCCUUCCAGCCAGCGCAGCUCCAGCGGCAGCAGCUCCAGCGGCAGCAGCUCAUCCAGUGACUCGGAGAGCAGCUCUGGGUCCGACUCGGAGACAGAGAGCAGCUCCAGCGAGAGUGAGGGCAGCAAGCCGCCCCACUACUCCAGCCCCGAGGCCGAACCGGCGUCCUCCAACAAGUGGCAGCUGGACAAGUGGCUGAACAAGGUGACCCCGCACAAGCCGCCGGCGCCCGUCCCCGGGGAUGCGCUGCCCGAGGGCGCGCCCUUCUACGCCAAGGAGCCAGAGUGCCCACCGGUGCCCGACGCCGCCGCCGCCAAGGGCCCCUGCAGGGACGAACAGCGGCCACGGACGGCCAGCAAGGCGCCGGGCAGCAAGGCGGGGCGGCAGAAGUCGCCGCCCGCCGCCCUGGCCGUGGCCGUGGCCGUGGCGCCCGCCGAGAGCGCGCCCGCCCCCGCGCGCAGGCCGCUGCCCAAGAAGCCCCCUCGGCGCGCCGAGCGUGCGGGGCCCGGGGACGGCCCCCCGUGCGCCCCCUGCGCGCGGCCCGACGAGCCCGACGAGCCCCCGCGGCCACGGCCAGGCGCGGGCAGCGGCCGCAGCGGCCACCGCAAGGAGCCGCGCCCCGCCGGGGCGGGCGACAAGCGGCGCACGCGGGGCCUGGGCCGGAGCGUGCCCAAGUCCAGGGAGUUCAUCGAGACCGAGUCGUCGUCGUCGUCCUCCUCCUCCUCGUCCGACUCGGACGCCGAGUCGGAGCGGGACGAGUGCCCGCUGGCCAAGGCGCCCGCGCCCGACGCGCGGCCCAGGGAGGCGGCCCCGCGCGCGUCCGUGGGCUCCAUCAGCGCCAGGUCGGCGGGCGACGCGGCCGAGCUCGAGGAGCAGUUCUACACGCUCGUGCCCUUCGGCCGCAACGAGCUGCUGUCCCCGCUCAAGGACAGCGAGGAGGGCCGCGCCCUCUGGGUCAAGAUCGACCUGAGCCUGCUGGCCAGGGUCCCCGAGCCGGGCCUCCCGGCGCCCCGCGCGCCCAAGGACGCCGCCGACGGCGCGCCCCCCAGCCACCCCGCGGACCCGCCGCCCGACAAGGCGCUGCCCAAGUCCAAGAGGAAACGCAAGUGUGACAACGAAGAUGACUAUAGGGAGGUCAAGAAGGCCCAGGGAGAGAAGGAGGGUGCUUCACGACUGACCACCUCUGCCAAUAACAGCUUGUCUGCCAACCACUGCGCCAUAAACAUCAACAGCCUGGCAAUACCAAUAAACAAAAAUGACAAGAUGCUGCGCUCACCCAUCUCGCCCCUGUCUGAUGCCUCCAAACACAAAUACCCCAGCGAGGACCUGACUUCCUCCUGCAGACCCAAUGGCACAGGGCUCUUCCCUGCUGCCACCACCACCAAGAAGCACAAGGCCGAGAGCCAGCUACAGCCUCACAGUGGAGACCUCACGAAAGCUGCUCACAGCACUUCUGAGAACAUUCUUCACAAGUCACGGCUGCAAGCAGAGCCCUGGUCUCCAGGCCCCAAUGGCCACAGGGACUGCAAGAGGCAGAAACUCGUCUUCGAUGACAUGCCACGCAGUGCAGAUUAUUUUAUGCAAGAAGCUAAACGGAUGAAGCAUAAAGCAGAUGCAAUGGUGGAGAAGUUCGGGAAGGCUUUGAACUACGCAGAAGCAGCCCUGGCAUUCAUCGAGUGUGGAAAUGCCAUGGAGCAGGGCCCGAUGGAGUCCAAAUCCCCGUACACGAUGUACUCAGAAACAGUGGAGCUCAUCAGGUAUGCUAUGAGACUAAAAACCCACUCAGGUCCCAAUGCCACUCCAGAGGAUAAACAACUGGCCGCAUUAUGCUACCGAUGCCUCGCGCUCCUUUACUGGCGGAUGUUCCGGCUCAAAAGGGACCAUGCUGUCAAGUAUUCAAAAGCACUCAUCGACUACUUCAAGAAUUCAUCUAAAGCUGCCCAGGCGCCGUCUCCGUGGGGGGCCAGUGGAAAGAGCACGGGAACGCCCUCCCCCAUGUCUCCCAACCCCUCCCCAACCAGCUCCGUGGGGUCUCAGGGGAGCCUGUCCAACGCCAGCACCCUAUCCCCGUCCACCAUCGUCAGCAUCCCACAGCGCAUCCACCAGAUGGCAGCCAAUCAUGUCAGCAUCACCAACAGCAUCCUCCACAGCUACGACUACUGGGAGAUGGCCGACAACCUGGCCAAGGAGAACAGAGAAUUCUUCAAUGACCUGGACCUGCUCAUGGGACCUGUGACCCUGCACAGCAGCAUGGAGCACCUGGUCCAGUACUCCCAGCAGGGCCUGCACUGGCUGCGGAACAGCACUCACCUGUCGUAGGGCCUCAGCCUGAGCCGGACUUGCCCUCAGCUCCACGGACAGCUUGAUGUUUCUGGACACUGUGCUACUGAUAUUCCAGCCACAGCAUUUAUCAAACUGCGGUGAACAUUUUCUCAGCAUCCAACAAUUUCCCAGGGCAUGUGUGUUUGUAUGUGUGU
Sorex fumeus (smoky shrew) is the source of this 3872-nucleotide messenger RNA. RefSeq names its product ALF transcription elongation factor 3 (gene AFF3). Lineage: Eukaryota; Metazoa; Chordata; Mammalia; Eulipotyphla; Soricidae. The transcript is spliced from 23 exons. The record is from RefSeq and is a predicted model, not a curated record. Gene Ontology annotation, cellular component: super elongation complex; nucleus. Gene Ontology annotation, biological process: regulation of gene expression. Bases 103 to 3714 code for a protein of 1203 amino acids.